AUGGCAUACAUCGCGCCAGCAGACCUGGACAAGGUGCUGCGACGAGGCAAGGCAGGCGACGACCUGGGCAACAAGAUUGCAGAGGCAAUCUCGCUCAUAGAGGGCGUGCUCGACGAUCUUGGCGAGUCUGGUGUCGCGCUUUCGUUCAACGGAGGAAAGGAUUGCACUGUGCUGCUGCAUCUCUUCGCGGCGGUGCUGUACGAGCGGCACAACAAGGUCUCGGCGUCUCUCCAGCCGGCGCACACGGACAUUUCGCAGCUGCCGCAUGGUUCCGGUCCAGCAGGCGAGUCGUCGGCCUCAGCCAAGGCAUGUCAGGACGCGCCCAUCGCGUCGCCACCACCGCUACCGGCGUGCGUCAACGGCUCGGCGUCGGCGUCGGCGUCGGCGGAGCCUGUGGCCAACGGUCAGCCAGCGACGCACCACCGCGCACACCAGUCCGCGCCGUACCCCGUCAUCCGGAGCGUGUACUUCACCUCGGCCAACCCCUUCCCCGAGAUGGAGGCGUUCGUGAUUGAGAGCGUGAACCGCUACGCGCUCGACCUGUACCGCUUCGGUGGCGGCAUGAAGGCCGCGCUGUCAGAGUACCUCAGCUGCUUGGGAGGGAGCGAGGUGCGCGCCAUCUUGCUGGGAACGCGGCAGGGCGAUCCCAAUGGAAAGGUGGCAGUGCUCGCGCCGACCGACCCAUCAUGGCCCCAGGUUCUGAGGGUCCACCCCGUGCUCGACUGGACGUAUGACGACAUCUGGUCAUUCCUGCGUGAGCUCGACGUCGAGUACUGCAGCCUGUACGAUGAGGGAUACACAUCCCUCGGCUCUACCACAAACACACUCCCCAAUCCCUACCUCAAGACGGCCACUGGUUACGAACCUGCGUGGAAGUUGCGAGAUGGCUCGCAGGAGCGCGCAGGCCGAACCUAG
Molecule: messenger RNA, 915 nt
Organism: Vanrija pseudolonga
Lineage: Eukaryota; Fungi; Basidiomycota; Tremellomycetes; Trichosporonales; Trichosporonaceae
Gene: flad1
Product: FAD synthase
Exons: 6
Coding region: 1-915 (304 amino acids)
Biological process (GO): FAD biosynthetic process
Molecular function (GO): FMN adenylyltransferase activity
Source: RefSeq, a predicted model, not a curated record